Molecule: messenger RNA, 570 nt
Organism: Sphaeroforma arctica JP610
Lineage: Eukaryota; Ichthyosporea; Ichthyophonida
Exons: 2
Coding region: 1-570 (189 amino acids)
Source: RefSeq, a predicted model, not a curated record
AUGUCCAAUUCGUUAAACAUAGAAGCCAUCUCCCCUGUUUAUUUACAUGGUUUUGGUGGGGAUAGUCAAGCCACUCCCAAUCAGCAAGUUAGUUCUACAUUACUCUUCAAUGUUCGAGCCGCUAAUGGCACCCCUACCCUCUACGAAACCAAACCGGUGAGUUUCUUUAUCUCCGACUGGUUACCCCGUGGAUGCGAGGCCCUUUUCGGAUUCGAUCACCUUCAGGAAACCCUUAUCGGUAUCUCCUGGGACCAAUCAACGUCCCCUCUAACGUUCCAGCUAGACCUACCUAAAGUACGUUACCCGGUGGUGUUUCUCAUUUCUCAAGCUCCGGAACAGCUCUCUAAGACCGACAUUUCAUCGGUCUAUGGCCCACGGAGUGAGAAGCUUCCCGACGAGUAUGACUUCCGACACUUGGAUAGUCUGGCGAAGAUACUAAACAAGAGCCCCAUCGAGCUCCAGACACUCAAGGACCCCCUGAAUGAAGCACGCUACAAUCCCCGACGCCCACGAUAUAUAAAUGAUGGGACAAGCUCAGCCAAUGGGUCAGUUCAAUACGCAUCGUCCUGA